Diuraphis noxia (Russian wheat aphid) is the source of this 1185-nucleotide messenger RNA. It is a transcript of the gene CngB, whose product is annotated as Cyclic nucleotide-gated ion channel subunit B. The record is from RefSeq and is a predicted model, not a curated record. Lineage: Eukaryota; Metazoa; Arthropoda; Insecta; Hemiptera; Aphididae. Gene Ontology annotation, cellular component: plasma membrane; intracellular cyclic nucleotide activated cation channel complex. Gene Ontology annotation, molecular function: intracellularly cGMP-activated cation channel activity; intracellularly cAMP-activated cation channel activity; protein-containing complex binding. Gene Ontology annotation, biological process: monoatomic cation transmembrane transport.
GAUAGUUUACACCCAUUGUCGGCUCAUUCGAGGUUCCAAUUAUCCGACAUGCCAAUAGAACUGCAACCGGAAAAGUCAUUGAAAAAACGCUCGUGGUUCUUUUUGGCUUGGGUCACUAGUCUGGACUUCAUCAUCGAACCUCAGAGCUUUUGUUACGUGGCUUGGUUAAGCUUAGUGACCAUGUGCUACCUGUAUAAUUGUUGGGUAAUACCGUUGCGUAUAACAUUUCCUUAUCAGACUUCGGAAAACCUAUGGAAGUGGAUGUUGCUAGACUAUUGCACGGACGCAAUAAAUUUACUGGACACAUUUGUGAUCAAACCACGAAUCAUGUACCUUAAGGACGGUUUUUGGGUGCGUGAUCUGAAACUUAUCGAAGUCAACUAUUUGGAAAAACUCCAAUCGAAAUGUUAUCAUUACAAAAUGCUGUCAGGGUAUAUACGAUGUUUUUUCUUCGCCACCAAAACAGCAACAUCCAUCGGAAAAAAUCCACAUCCUGAAAACGAAGCUGAAUACUUGUUUAUGACUGCUAGUUGGCUAAUGGGCGUUUUUGUAUUUGCGAUUUUAAUCGGACAGAUUCGUGAUAUAAUAGCGACGGCCACUAGAUCUCAAACCGAAUAUAGGAAACUCCAAGACGAGACGUUAGAAUAUUUGAGAAAAUUGAACAUACCUCCACGAAUACGACAACGGGUGGAACAAUGGUUUUCGUUCACUUGGGAACAGCAAAGAACUUUAGAUGAGAAUCGUAUUUUGGACUCUCUGCCACAUAAAAUGAAAACCGAUGUAGCCAUAAACGUGCACAUGAAGACGUUGAACAAAGUGCAGUUGUUCAAAGACUGUGACAAAGCAUUAUUACGAGAGCUGGUGUUGAAAUUGCGUCCGAUAUUGUAUUUGCCAGGCGAUUAUAUAUGCCGCAAAGGUGAGGUUGGCAAAGAGAUGUACAUCGUGAAAACCGGACAAGUACAAGUAGUCGGUGGUGAAAAUGACGACGAAGUAUUAGCCACACUCACGGAAGGAUCAGUGUUUGGUGAAAUCAGUUUGUUGAGCUUGUGUGGUACUAACCGGAGAACAGCGGACGUCAGGUCCCAUGGGUUUUCCAAUAUUUUUGUUUUAAGCAAAGAAGAUCUUAAUGAAGCCAUCAAGUUUUACCCGAAUGCCCAAGAAAUACUUAAACGUAAAGCGAGGUGA